AUGACUCCUUUGGAUCCCUCUGUCAAGCUUGUAUUAGAUAUGUGUGCUCAUGUUUCUGACCCUAGCUUGUAUAGAAGAUUAAUUGGGAAGCUCAAUUUCCUCCAAUACACCAGGCCUGAUAUUUCAUUCUCAAUGCAAUAUUCAAGUCAAUUUCUUCAAAAGCCACAAGUGCCUCACAUGCUAGCUGCUAUACAUGUGCUCGGAUAUCUGAUGAAUGACCCUGCCCAGGGUAUCCUCAUCUCCAAUUCUUCUGAUUUCUCUUUGCAAGCCUAUUCUGAUUUUGAUUGGGCAGCUUGCUCCAUCUCUCGCAAGUCAGUGACUGGAUAUUACAUUACCCUUGGUGGCAGCCUUGUUUAUUGA
Messenger RNA from Nicotiana tabacum (common tobacco), 360 nucleotides. Its product is annotated as putative mitochondrial protein AtMg00240. Lineage: Eukaryota; Viridiplantae; Streptophyta; Magnoliopsida; Solanales; Solanaceae. The record is from RefSeq and is a predicted model, not a curated record.